Xiphophorus maculatus (southern platyfish) is the source of this 4761-nucleotide messenger RNA. RefSeq names its product NACHT, LRR and PYD domains-containing protein 12-like. The record is from RefSeq and is a predicted model, not a curated record. Lineage: Eukaryota; Metazoa; Chordata; Actinopteri; Cyprinodontiformes; Poeciliidae. Gene Ontology annotation, molecular function: protein binding. The transcript is spliced from 17 exons. The coding region runs from base 223 to 4524 and encodes 1433 amino acids.
UGUGGGGAAGAUGAGAGCCAGAGCAAAGGUCAGAGGAUCCAUCAGAGACUCAAACCAGAACCAGAACCCAGUUGUGUGUCCUUUAAGAGCGACUGGUCAAAGGAUGUGAUCAUUCACUUUAAAUCUCCUGGAUCUCCACCAUCAGAGAGCAGAAUCCAUCAGAGUUUCAAAGAAGAAGAAGAAUCAGAGACCAGCUGUGUGUUGUUUAAGAGCGACGGUUCCAUGGCUCAUCCCAUUCUAUUUAAAUCUCCUGAAGCUCCAUCUUCAGAGAGAGUGGACCAGCAAAGUUCAGAGGUUCCCAGUGGUCCAUCUGCCCUGCAGCAUCAAACACAGCUGGACUCCAUAUUUAUGAUGCUUGAGGACAAGAUUGUCACUUUUUUGAAGAAUGAGCUGAAGAAAAUCCAUAAAAUUCUGAGUACAGAUUACCCAGAAUGCUCAGAGAGUCAAAGAGAGGAUGAUGAGGUGUUGGAAGGUGAAGAUGAAGAGCAAAGGAGGAGCAGCAGAGAGGCAGUGAUGAAGAUCACACUGAACUUCCUGAGAAGGAUGAAGCAGGAAGAGCUGGCUGACCGUCUAAAGAGCAAACGUCUUGCUGCAGUUUGUCAACAUCAACUUAAAUCUGGUUUGAAGAAGAAGUUCCAGUCUGUGUUUGAGGGGAUUCCUAAAGCAGGAAGUCCAACCCUUCUGAACCAGAUGUACACAGAGCUCUACAUCACAGAGGGAGGUGCUGGAGGGGUCAAUGAUGAACAUGAGGUCAGACAGAUUGAAACAGCAUCCAGGAAACCAAACAGACCAGAAGCAAUAAUCAGACAAGAAGACAUCUUUAAAGUCCCACCUGGAAGAGAUAAACCAAUCAGAACAGUGAUGACAAAGGGAGUGGCUGGUAUUGGGAAAACAGUCUUAACACAGAAGUUCACUCUGGAUUGGGCUGAAAACAAAGCCCACCAGAACAUCCAGUUCAUAUUUCCAUUCACUUUCAGAGAGCUGAAUGUGCUGAAAGAGAAAAAGUUCAGCUUGGUUGAACUUGUUCAUCACUUCUUUACUGAAACCAAAGAAAUCUGCAGCUUUGAACACUUCCAGGUUUUGUUCAUUUUUGAUGGUUUGGAUGAGAGUCGACUUCCUCUGGACUUCCACAACAAGGAGAUCCUGACUGAUGCUACAGAGUCCACCUCAGUGGACGUACUGCUGACAAACCUCAUCAGGGGGAAACUGCUUCCCUCUGCUCUCCUCUGGAUAACCACACGACCUUCAGCAGCCAAUCAGAUCCCUCCUCAGUGUGUUCACAUAGUGACAGAGGUCAGAGGGUUCAAUGACCCACAGAAGGAGGAGUACUUCAGGAAGAGAUUCAGAGAUGAGGAUCAGGCCAGCAGGAUCAUCUCCCACAUAAAGACAUCACGAAGCCUCCAGAUCAUGUGCCACAUCCCAGUCUUCUGCUGGAUCACUGCUACAGUUCUGGAGGAUGUGUUGGAGACCAGAGAGGGAGGACAGCUGCCCAGCACCCUGACUGAGAUGUAUAUCCACUUCCUGGUGGUUCAGACCAAAGUGAUGAAGAUCAAGUAUGAUGGUGGAGCUGAAACAGAUCCACCCUGGAGUCCAGAGAGCAGGAAGAUGAUUGAGUCUCUUGGAAAACUGGCUUUUGAUCAGCUGCAGAAAGGAAACCUGAUCUUUUAUGAAUCAGACCUGAUAGAGUGUGGCAUCGAUAUCAGAGCAGCCUCAGUGUACUCAGGAGUGUUCACACAGAUCUUUAAAGAGGAGAGAGGGGUGUACCAGGACAAGGUGUUCUGCUUUGUCCAUCUCAGUGUUCAGGAGCUUUUGGCUGCUCUUCAUGUUCAUCUGACCUUUAUCAACUCUGGUUUUGAUGUGAUGAAAGAAAUGCAAAGAUCUAAGAAGUCUUCAUUACUUAAUAAAUCUGACCUAAAAUCUCUCCAUCAGAGAGCUGUUGACCAGGCCUUACAGAGUCCAAAUGGACACCUGGACUUGUUCCUCCGUUUCCUUCUUGGACUUUCACUGCAGACCAAUCAGAGACUCCUACAAGGUCUGCUGACACAGACAGGAAGUAGAUCACAGACCAGUCACAAAAUAGUUAAGUACAUCAAGAAGAAGAUCAGUGAAAAUGUGUCUGCAGAGAAAAUCAUCAAUCUGUUCCACUGUCUGAAUGAACUGAAUGAUCGUUCUCUAGUGGAGGAGAUCCAACAGUCUCUGAGUUCAGGAAGUCUCUCCACAGAUGAACUGUCUUCUGCUCAUUGGUCAGCUCUGGGUUUCAUUGUAGUGUCAUCAGGAAAAGAUCUGGAUGUGUUUGACCUGAAGAAAUACUCUGCUUCAGAGGAGGUUCUUCUGAGGCUGCUGUCUGUGGUUAAAGCCUCCAACAAAGCUCUACUGAGUGGCUGUAACCUCUCAGAGAGAAGCUGUGAAGCUCUGUCCUCAGUUCUCAGCUCCCAGUCCUCCAGUCUCAGAGAACUGGACCUGAGUAACAACAACCUGCAGGAUUCAGGAGUGAAGCUUCUCUCUGCUGGACUGAAGAGUCCAAACUGCAACCUGGAAACUCUCAGACUGAGUGUCUGUAACCUCUCAGAGGGAAGCUGUGAAGCUCUGUCCUCAGUUCUCAGCUCCCAGUCCUCCAGUCUCAGAGAACUGAACCUGAGUAACAACAACCUGCAGGAUUCAGGAGUGAAGCUUCUCUCUGCUGGACUGAAGAGUCCAAACUGCAACCUGGAAACUCUCAGACUGAGUGACUGUAACCUCUCAGAGAGAAGCUGUGAAGCUCUGUCCUCAGUUCUCAGCUCCCAGUCCUCCAGUCUCAGAGAACUGGACCUGAGUAACAACAACCUGCAGGAUUCAGGAGUGAAUCUUCUCUCUGCUGGACUGAAGAGUCCAAACUGCAACCUGGAAACUCUGAGACUGAGUGGCUGUAACCUCUCAGAGAGAAGCUAUGAAGCUCUGUCCUCAGUUCUCAGCUCCCAGUCUUCCAGUCUCAGAGAACUGGACCUGAGUAACAACAACCUGCAGGAUUCAGGAGUGAAGCUUCUCUCUGCUGGACUGAAGAGUCCAAACUGCAACCUGGAAACUCUCAGACUGAGUGUCUGUAACCUCUCAGAGAGAAGCUGUGAAGCUCUGUCCUCAGUUCUCAGCUCCCAGUCCUCCAGUCUCAGAGAACUGGACCUGAGUAACAACAACCUGCAGGAUUCAGGAGUGAAGCUUCUCUCUGCUGGACUGAAGAGUCCAAACUGUAACCUGGAAACUGUCAGACUGAGUGGCUGUAACCUCUCAGAGAGAAGCUGUAAAGCUCUGUCCUCAGUUCUCAGCUCCCAGUCCUCCAGUCUCAGAGAACUGGACCUGAGUAACAACAACCUGCAGGAUUCAGGAGUGAAGCUUCUCUCUGCUGGACUGAAGAGUCCAAACUGCAACCUGGAAACUCUCAGCUUAUCAGGCUGUUUGGUCUCAGAGGAAGGCUGUGCUUCUCUGGCCUCAGCUCUGACCUCCAACCCCUCCCAUCUGAAAGAGUUGGACCUGAGCUACAAUCAUCCAGGAGACUCAGGAGUGAAGCUGCUGUCGGCUGGACUGAAGGAUCCACACUGGAGACUGGAAGCUCUCAGACUGAGUGGCUGUAACCUCUCAGAGAGAAGCUGUGAAGCUCUGUCCUCAGUUCUCAGCUCCCAGUCUUCCAGUCUCAGAGAACUGGACCUGAGUAACAACAACCUGCAGGAUUCAGGAGUGAAGCUUCUCUCUGCUGGACUGAAGAGUCCAAACUGCAACCUGGAAACUCUCAGCUUAUCAGGCUGUUUGGUCUCAAAGAAAGGCUGUGCUUCUCUGGCCUCAGCUCUGACCUCCAACCCCUCCCAUCUGAAAGAGUUGGACCUGAGCUACAAUCAUCCAGGAGACUCAGGAGUGAAGCUACUGUUGGCUGGACUGAAGGAUCCACACUGGAGACUGGAAGCUCUCAGGGUGGAGCCUGCUGGAGUCCCAUUCUUGACACCAGGUCCAUGGAGACUGAAAAAGUAUUCCUGUCAACUCACCAUCGACACAAACACAGUGAGCAGAAAACUCAAACUGUCUGAAGACAACAGGAAGGUGACAUAUGUGAUGGAGCUUCAGUCAUAUCCUGAUCAUUCAGACAGAUUUGAUUAUUAUCUUCAGCUGCUGUGUAGAACUGGUCUGACUGGUCGCUGUUACUGGGAGGUUGAGUGGAGAGGAGAUGUUGAUAUAUCAGUGAGUUACAGAAGAAUCAGGAGGAAGGGAAACAGUAGAGACUGUGUGUUUGGAUAUAAUGAUCAUUCCUGGAGUCUGAUCUGCUCUGAUGAUGGUUACUCUGUCAGGUACAAUAACAGACAAACUCGUCUCUCCUCCUCCUCUGUCUCUCACAGAGUAGCAGUGUAUGUGGACUGUACUGCUGGCAUUCUGUCCUUCUACAGAAUUUCCUCUGACUCACUGAUCCUCCUCCACACCUUCAACACCACAUUCACUGAACCUCUGAUUCCUGGAUUUGGGUUCUUGUGGACCCGUUCUGGUUCCUCAGUGUUUCUGUGCUAAAUUGAGUCUAAAGAAUCUAAAGAUUUUCCUCCUGUCAGAGAAACUCUCUCACUGUUGAACAGAUAGUUCAGUUUCUACAAUCUAUUUCUUGGUGAAACAAUUCUGAUUGAGUCCUUGGAAACUUUUUCUUCUUAAAGUCCCUUAAAUAUGGAAGCUGGGAUUAUUCCAGGAUUAUUCCAGGAUUAUUCCAGGAUCUUCAUGUUUUUCUGUUUGUUUCCAGUCAAAGCUUCACACUGA